Messenger RNA from Penicillium brevicompactum, 378 nucleotides. RefSeq lists its product as uncharacterized. The transcript has a single exon. Bases 1 to 378 code for a protein of 125 amino acids. NCBI's taxonomy places the organism in Eukaryota, Fungi, Ascomycota, Eurotiomycetes, Eurotiales, Aspergillaceae. The record is from RefSeq and is a predicted model, not a curated record.
AUGGGAACGAUCAACGAGUAUAACGAGGCACAGGUGCAAGGCAUCAUGCCUGACGGCAUGACACCUGAGAACAGGGUAUUUGGUAAAUUCUUUACCAACGUCGACGGAUGUCGACAUCUGAUGAAACAAGAGCAAGCAAUUGCUUCUGGUGGCGCGGUACUACACGCGCUAGAAUUGAACCCGACGUGGAAAACGGCGGACCUCGACAUCUUUAUGUCGUCGCGUAAGCUGAGCAAGCAGGGCUUGCUCGAGUGGCAUCAGUUUCUUCGCAGCGAGGGAUACUUGUUGUCGAAACGGACGGAAACAGCAUACGCUGGAGGACGCGUGAGACUCACGCUUCAAUAUCAAGAUAUUGUACUAAUGAAAAUAGUGUUAUGA